AAGAAAAAAAAAAAACAUGGGCGAGCCAAUUUAUACUAUUGUGGCUUCUGAGACCAUACGCUCUCAUCAGAAAUUUCCGGUUAGUGUUACUUUACAUAAUGCCCAGACAACGGUUACUUUGGACAUAAGUGUUACUGGUCCAUCAUUCAAUCAGUCUAAAAUUGUGAAUUUAUCUUCAAUGGAAAACAAGCAAAUAGAUUUCGAUGUACCUGCCUUAUGCGAUGGUUUAUAUCAACUAACUUCUAAGGGCGUCGAAGGUUUACAAAUUGAAAAGUCUACCGCUUUAUAUAUGGAUACCAAUCAACCAAAUAUAUAUAUACAAACGGAUAAAGCCGUAUAUAAACCCGGAGAUUUAGUACAAUAUCGCAUUUUAAUUUUGGAUGAGAAUAUUCGGCCAGUGAAAUUGGAAAGCCCUCUAAGAGUGGCAAUUAAAGAUGCAGCGAAUAAUUACAUUAGAGAAAUUAAAGUUUCUCACUUGACUAAAGGCGUUUAUAGUGGUAGAUUUCAAUUGACUGAACAGCCAAUAUUAGGUCAAUGGACAAUUGAGGUUGAUUUAGGGAAGGACGCACGACAAGAGAAGAACUUUAAAGUCAUUAAAUAUGUGCUACCGAGGUUCAGUGUGGAUAUAGACACCGUUAAAGAUUUGGCUAUAAGUGAGGAUUCCUUAAAAGUGUCAGUUACUGCAAAAUACACAUACGGCAAACCGGUCAAAGGCAAAGCUAUCGUAACCAUAUUAUAUUUAAAUCUCGAGAAAAUCAUUGAUAUCAAUGGUAAAGGAGAAGUGGAGUUCACUUUGCACAAAGACUUGAAUUGGAAAUCUUUAGGCGAAAAUAUGACAAUUUUCGCUAUAGUAACUGAGGAAUUAACCGGAAAUCGGCAAAGUAAUACCAUCGAUAUAAAACUCCAUAGCUCUCAAUACGUUAUUAAAAUGCUCGACUCAGUGAUCGAAUUUCAAAUCAAUGAACCGUUUGAAGUGAAGGCAGCUGUUGAAUAUUUAAAUGGCAGUCCCGUCCGGAAUGCAAAGGAUCCAAUCUUUCUUAAGUAUUAUAGAGGAUGGGGAGAACCUGAAGAAUCGCAAAUAUUUGAAAGUUCUUUAGAUGACAAUGGUGUGGGAACGUUUGAAGUCAAUUUGCACAAUGGUGGCAUUUAUCUGGGCGAACUUAAAUUUAUGGAUAAAGUCAAAAUUUUGCCGUGUAUUAUGGCUAAAUCACAUAACACAACUUUAGCUCAAGCUCAAGCAGAAGUAAGAGAAGAACUGACUCUUAUAUUAAACACUGAAAGGCCACGAAUAGGUGACGACGCGUCUGUAAGUGUAAAAGCACCUAAUAUGAUGACCCAUUUGACAUAUAUAAUUGUUGGUCGUGGUUGUAUUCUACAAAUGUCUUACAUUACUUUGCCUGAGCCGGCGAAUUUUUAUAAAAUCAACUUUAAAGUUACAUUCGAAAUGAUUCCACGCGCUGAUGUGUUCGUUUUUUACGUGGAUAAGAGUGAUUUCAAAUAUCAAGAAAUCAGUAUUGACUUUGAACUGGAAUUUCAAAACAGUAUAAAAGUAACAGGUCCUCUGCAAGCGAAGCCUGGACAAGAAGUAAGUUUGGAUAUCGAAACCGCUUCGAAUUCAUUUGUUGGUUUGUUGGGCGUUGACCAAAGGACUUUGCUUUUAGAGAGUGGCAACGACUUCGAACGGGAUACAAUAUUAAAUAAUUUAAGACAUCACAAUACUAAUUUUGGUUUUUCUCCCUAUCCGGGUAAGACGUCUGGCUUAGCAAUACAUACAAAUGCUCAAUUACCUUAUCAAGAAUUAGAUGGACGUUGUAUUUUAUAUUCACAGGGUGUACAGUGUCAAGUAUUUCUUCCCGCCCAAGAGGUUUUCGUCCAAAGAAUUCGAAAAAAUUUUGACGAAGUUUGGUUUUUUGAGGAUAUUGAUAAGUAAAGUUCAUGUUAAUACAUACGUUUCAUUCCUUUCGUUUAUUUCCAUCAAAAUAUGAUUUUUCUUCGGGAUAAUAUGCUGUUAGUCAAAAAAGAGAAAAAAUUUAUCUCACCCAUCAUCGAAGGCUGAGCGGUGCACUCAUUUUGCCAAAACGUUUGCAACAUUCAUAAGAAAGCUUCAGAAAUGCAAUAAACUGUAUAUACUCUCGAUCAAUAGCAAAUUCUAAACCAAUUUAAGACGAUUAUGACGUUCUGUCCGACGGCCUGCGCGUCUGCCGGUAUAAUGUAAUGUUGCGACCCGCCCGGUCGCAAAAAAGAAGUUAUCGGUCUCAAAUUACGCAAAAACAUUGAAUGUUCUUGCACGCAAGUUCCUGUUGAAAAUUGGACCAAUUGGUCAACGGACAUGACAACGACACAACACAAUCUGAGCCCACUCUGGUUUAAAAAAUAUAAACGAGCUUGUUAUUUAUAAACUACAACAGAUCCAACAAUCUAAAAGUGUGUUAAUUCCACAUUCCAUAAAUAUGAUGGACUCCACAACGUGGGGCAUUAGUUUUUUCUGAACUGUCUGGUGAAUUGGGUAUCAAAUAAAAGUAAUUGGAAAGUAGAACACGACAAGAUAAGUGCAUUAAUUCUAAAUUAAAUAUCGCGGACGUCGCGACGAUAUACAGCCGAUAACGGCAAUGGACAUAAAAUAUUCAGUCACGGCCGAAAAUAAUUUUCUUCCUUGGCCAUAUUAACGUUAAUUACUACGACAUUUCUCGACAAGUUUAAUGUUUCGCUUAACUAUAUAAAUAUGCAGCAAAGCUUCACAAGAAGGCGUAAGCAAAAGCUAUUAGAAAAUUGUUUUUUGAUUAAAAGCAUUAAAGGUCAUAAAUUAAUAGCUAUCGCAAGGAUUAGAAUGCAUUGCCUUAUAAAACAUAUUUACACAUAAAUCAUUUCAUUUAUGUACUAAUUUUAGGCACACUUUCACGAUUAGAUAUCAUCUAAGCGCCAUAACUAACAACUUUCACGUGGCAUUAGUAGAUAAUGUAUAGGCAAAGUUUAAUAUGAAUUUAAUUAACGUAUUAUUCCAUUGCAUCU
Messenger RNA from Glossina fuscipes, 3009 nucleotides. RefSeq names its product CD109 antigen-like. The record is from RefSeq and is a predicted model, not a curated record. Bases 17 to 1930 code for a protein of 637 amino acids. NCBI's taxonomy places the organism in Eukaryota, Metazoa, Arthropoda, Insecta, Diptera, Glossinidae. Gene Ontology annotation, molecular function: endopeptidase inhibitor activity. The transcript is spliced from 5 exons.